Neodiprion fabricii is the source of this 2161-nucleotide messenger RNA. RefSeq names its product protein RFT1 homolog. The coding region runs from base 78 to 1736 and encodes 552 amino acids. The record is from RefSeq and is a predicted model, not a curated record. Gene Ontology annotation, cellular component: endoplasmic reticulum membrane. Gene Ontology annotation, biological process: glycolipid translocation; dolichol-linked oligosaccharide biosynthetic process. The transcript has 8 exons. Lineage: Eukaryota; Metazoa; Arthropoda; Insecta; Hymenoptera; Diprionidae.
CAUAACCUAUAAACAAAGUUCAGGAUUACAUGGUAUGAUCAACAACUGGCAGUAAAAAUAUAAUACGACCUUGUAAAAUGGCACCAAACAUUUUGAAAAGCAGUUUAGAAAAUGCAUCGUUCAAUAUAAUAUUCCAGAUACUAUUCCGUUGCGUAACAUUUGUUCUAAAUGCAUUUGUAGUACGGCAUGUAGGCCAAGCAGUGCUUGGAGUAAUGAAUGUGAGGCUGCUCUUAUUGGAAUCUAUGAUCCUUUUCCUCUCUCGUGAACCGUUCAUGAAAGCGUGUCUGACGAACACGGCUGAACACAACUGGGCACAAGUGGUUAAUUUGCUAUGGGUGACGGUUCCAAUAUGUGCGCUCAUGUCCCUGAUCUUUGGAUACACAUGGUUGUUCAUAUUAUUGCCGUCAGAAGUAUUACCGCCUUACUAUACAUUCGCAGUUUGCGCAGUCGCUGUUUCCUGCAUUAUUGAACUAUCCUCGUUGAUUGUUCAAUUAGUUGCCAGUGCUUUUCUCUUUGUGAGGCUUAAAGUAGUCUUAGAUACAAUUAUGAUAAUCAUUCGGACGUUUACCUUUGUCAUACUGAUACUUUACCAACCGGAGAAUGCAUUAUUCGCCUUUGGAGUGGCACAGCUUGUUGCAGCCAUUUUUUACACUACCAGCCACUAUGCUUAUUUCCAUUUUUACAUUACCAAGAUAGAAGAAUUCAAGGUUCAAGAAAGACCAUCUUUAAAAGAUGAUGUUGAUGAGUCUGUGAGCAUGGAAUUCCCGUUUACAUCAAUAAAAGACUUUUUACCAGGUCAAUUGGUUAAUUCGGGGUCGUUGUUGGACAAAAAACUAUCCAUCCUUACGUGGAGUUUUUUUCGACAAGGAGUAUUGAAACAAAUUUUAACUGAAGGGGAAAGAUUGAUCAUGACCAUAAUGCCCGUUUUGACAUUUGCUGAACAGGGCACGUAUGAAAUUGUUAACAAUCUGGGUUCCUUAGCAGCAAGAUUUAUAUUCCGUCCAAUAGAGGAUAGCGGUUACUUCUAUUUCACACAGAUGGUCAAAAGGGAUAAAUCGAUACCUGAUCAAAACGUGGUGAAGGUGCAAGAGAGUGUUAAUGUCUUAACACAGCUAUGUUCAGUUGUAACAUCAAUUGGAUUGAUUGUUCUAGUUUUUGGCCAAUCUUAUUCCUCACUUUUACUCUGGUUAUAUGGAGGGCCAAAGUUGACAGCCUAUUUACCAGUUUUAUUACUGAGAUCGCAUUGUCUUGCAGUAUUACUGUUAGGAAUAAAUGGAGUUACAGAAUGUUAUACAAAUGCGACAGCAGACAGUAAAACCAUUGACCGGAAUAAUUAUAUUAUGAUAUAUGAGUCUGUAGCAUUCCUAGUAGUGUCAUAUUUUUUUGCAUCUUGGUUUGGGCCCGUUGGUUUCAUUUUUGGAAACUGCGUUAACAUGGCUUUGAGAAUUUUGCAUUCAACCAAAUUUAUAAAAAGAAGACACGAAAAUACCAAAUAUAGACCAUUAUUAGGACUCGUACCUAAACCAAUAUUCGUUGCAUCUUUAAUACUAGCAGCUGUUAUUACAAAAGUGUCACAGGCAUACUUUUUUCCGAGCGAAAAAUUAAUCCAUCUGUUCAUCGGUAUCGUAAUGUUUGGACUGGUGAUGGCUUCCUGGGUUUAUGAACAUCAAGACCUGGUUCAACUCGGUGUAAACAAAUGGCGCGAUAGGCGAAACAAACACAAAAAAGAUGAUUGACCAAUGAGUCCUUAUUUAUUGUUUGUAAUAUGACUGUAUAAAGAUUAUUUAUAAUAUAGUUACACAAGACAAUAUGUUAAUAGUAAAAAUGACAACUGUCCUCAUGACUUGGUUCAUUAAUGUGACGUUAUUUCCGGACAUAAUAUUUUACAUUCGAAGCCAUUUGAAUUUUUUUUCUCACUUUUAUCUCCAACUUAAUUUCACAAAAAUCGGACGCUUAAAAGUGUGCAAUUAUACUCUUAAGAAUUUCUUAUUAUUUAUUAAUAAUUGUAAUUCAGACAACAAAACAAUUUUAAUAGAAGGUUAUUCUCUCGUGGCAGUGUGAAAACGCGUAUACUUGCAGAGUUUUAGUGUGAGAGCCUAAAGCAAAGAAACAAGUGACAAAGCAAAUUUGAUACGCACCUGGCUUAAUGAGGUUUUCUGGU